UUUUCCCAGAACACAUCUUGUUUAUAAAACUUGGAGUUUAACUUUUAGAAAUUUUUAUCUGCGAAUCUAAAAAAUAUUUAGCUUUUGUGCAUAAAAAAUUAAUAUCUAUAGUUAGGAGAAACUGUGCAAAAGUAACCGUCAAUUAUUGACUAAAUUUGGACUGUGUACAAUUGAUGAAAGAAUAUUUUAACAGGAUGAGCGCUUUCUUCACUCCUUAUCAAGAAUACAAUAGUGAACUCUCUUUUCAUCCAAAUGAAUACUCUUAUCAACAAAAUUAUCCUCAAACUUAUGAACGCCCUUACCAAGAACACGAGCAGCCAUCUUACUACGAAACAAAUAAACUUCGAAUGGAAAAUAUUCAGCAAUUUCAGAACCCAGUUCAACCACCUGUUUUCUCUAAUUUUAAAAUAUCAUCAAAUUUAGCCUCUCCUUCAUCUUCAGAUGUUAAAAAUUCUUUAAGCGUAAAGUAUGAAAGUAACGAACAAAUUAAAACUGAAAGACAAACCGAGCCGACGAAAAAUCGCACUCAAAGUCCACAUGAGGACACCCAAUCAGAUGAUCAAGGAGACAAAAAGGCAAUUUUCCCUUGGAUGAAAUCUCAAUUCGGUUAG
This is a messenger RNA of Dimorphilus gyrociliatus, 611 nucleotides long. The record is from the annotation of a GenBank genome assembly. Lineage: Eukaryota; Metazoa; Annelida; Polychaeta; Dinophilidae.